UGGACGUUGUUUUAUCUGGAUUCCUUACGAAUCAUAUGUAUAUACGAUAAGUAAUCAGCAUAAUGGUAUGUAAUUUACUCUACGAUAUAUUAGCUUUUUAAUUAUAUUUAUGUAUUUUAGAUAUAACCGUGGCGAUGUUAGUAAUAGGCUAAUGAAUAAUCAAAAUACCAAACGUCCUUACGUUAUUACGUAAAUAAAAAUUGUAACGCCUUAUAUCGAUCAAGAUUUUGUAUCGUAAAUUACUUGAGGAGGGAGGGGAAUGUAACACGGUAUCCACUUCAUCAUUUUAUUCUUCGUAAAAUGGCAAUAGGCGAAAGGGAUUUUUUUUUUUUUUUUUUUCUCGAAUUAAUCUGGAAGUGGUUCAUAACUUGUGGUAAAUACAUAACGUAGGCGUAUCGUUAAAUACGACGUGAUUUUAUUUAACUAAUUAGCCCUAUGCAAAUCCUUGUAAUAUUCGCAUUUUCCCCGGUGCUAAUUAGCUCGUUAAUUGCACUAUUGAGACACGGAUACAGGUACCUUUACCUUAUAAUUAGCCAAGUAACGCACCGGUCGUACUUCUGAUUUUCUCUUUGAUGUAUGUACAUACAUAAUGUACUCUUUACGUUUCCUUUCUCCAUAUGCUCUAAAAUGCUUGUAUAGACAAUAAAGUUGUUGCUUCGGCGAAGGUUACUCUGCUGAUAGCAUUUACGAAUAAGUAGUUAAACAGAAUAAGAACAAAGAGGUGAAACAUUUGGGGAACGAGACGAAAUUUUUAACGAAGCAUCAUUAUUUAUCGCUAGGAGGAUGUAAUGAAAUGUACGAACAUGAUUGUGUUUAUAAUUAAAUAAUAAUAAUAAUAAUAAUAAUAAUAAUAAUAAUAAUAAUAAUAAUAAUAAAAAAAAAUGCAAGUUUUUGUUGCAUGUCCGCUAGAUGGACGCCAAUUUUUUAGUCUAUAAAAUGCCUAUUUUUCUUAUUUUCGAUGCCAGUCGCAUAUACCUAAAUGACAGUCCAAAUAGAGACCAGAGCGCCAUUCUUUGCACUGUGAGAACACCCACGAACGGAAUACAAAGUUUCUCAAAACACAAAGCUACCGCUUCAAACGUCCCCACGAGAAUGGAAAAACUUCCAUCCGUAACGGGAAAACGACGCUUUUCCCGGAAGUAGAUGUCGCGGUAAAUUUAUCGGAGGUGUACGCUUCGGCGAGACGGUCGACCAUCAGCAGAGGUCGCCACAAGUAUGCUCGACAGCGCAAUCAUUCGCAGCUCGUGUAUGUAUGUGAUUAAAUUGUGUAUUAGGUAUUAAAAAUACAAGAAACAGGAGACAAAGUUGAAGAGAAGACCGGAGUCACGACUUUUGACAUCAUUUCCAUAUUGUCUUCAGAAAUGCACCAAUCAGAUUCAUCGUUAAAGGAUGCGUUGAGCGGAGUAUGGUGGAGUGCAACAGUCCUCUUCGAAGCUUCGUCCGUUUGGCAUGUGUCUGCAACAGACCUAUUCGUGUACUUUCUUGGUUAAGUAUCGGCCGAUAACCGAAUACAUAUACCGAACAAUGCCGAGUGGUGCCGACUGGUCUUGGUCGGGAAGGAAGAUGAAUUUUUUGUUUUCGUCGAGUUUCUGGACAUCCUUGAUGGCUUUCUUCACGACUUCCGUCUUCUCCUAUAAGGCAACCUCCUACUUGAUUGUCGGAAGAAGAGUAUAUCUGCGAACGAUAAACGCCACGAAGAAUAAGAUCGCAAAAGUUAUCUCGUCUCGAAUCCGAUCACAGCCAGUUCCUUUCAUCUCGGUGGCUGUUUUAAUAGCCAGCCAACCAGCCACGCGAAGUAUUUCAUUAGAAGGCCGGAGAUUCUCGACGAAUAUUAUGGCAGGAACGAGAAAGUAUGUCUUUCCUUACGUGGUCCUGGUCUGAAUCCACGAGACAGCAGUUCCUUCGUCCUGGCGCGAAAGGAAAGUUUAAUAAGCGUUGGCGAGCCGCAACAAGUUCGGUACACAUGUUUCUGUACACCACAAGUCGAAGAAACUCGUUUCACAGCAUGAGAAUCUCAGAUUUAAGAUUUCUAUCAAAGAACGAAGAUAGUUGGUCUCUUUAGACAGUGAAAUCCUCGUUGAAACGAAACUUGAGCCGAUCCAGGGAUGCAUCCAUCACGAAGUAUCUCGUUCAUCGAGUGCACGGAUAAAGAAGAUUUGAAAGAAGAGAAGAAUACACUAUCAGAUGACAAUGAUGAUGGAGUUUGAUCGGGUCUGAUGCACCGAUGAUGCAGAUAGUAGUCUAGAACGUUGGUAGAUCAAUGCCAAGAAUGACAAUAACGUCGGAUAACGUAGGAUAACGUAG
Molecule: messenger RNA, 2304 nt
Organism: Osmia bicornis bicornis
Lineage: Eukaryota; Metazoa; Arthropoda; Insecta; Hymenoptera; Megachilidae
Exons: 5
Coding region: 1450-1881 (143 amino acids)
Source: RefSeq, a predicted model, not a curated record